CUCAUCACACUAGAGCAUGCAUCCACUUUAAAUCCGGUUUCUGCUUCCUGCAGAAGUCUGGGGUUUGUAGUUUGGUGAGGCCCAGGGACUGUCUGGCUGAGCUGUUUAAAGCUCCCUCCCUAAAGUGGAUUUAAAGUGGAGCCCCCGAUGGUGCAGCGGGUUAAAACGCUGAGCUGCUGAACUUGCUGACCAAUAGCGGAGUGAGCUCCCGCCAUUAGCCCCAGCUUCUGCCAACCUAGCAGUUUGAAAACAUGCAAAUGUGAGUAGAUCAAUAGGCAGAAAGGCACCAUGCAGUCAUGCUGGCCACAUGUCUACGGACAAUGCCUGCUCUUUGGCUUAGAAAUGGAGAUGAGCACUAACCCCAGAGUCAAACACGACUGAAGGUAAGGGUGCUCCAUGCAGUCAUGCUGACCACAUGACCUAGGAGGUGUCUAUGAACAAUGCCUGCUCUUUGGCUUAGAAAUGGAGAUGAGCACUAACCCCAGAGUCAAACACGACUGAAGGUAACGGUGCUCCAUGCAGUCAUGCUGACCACAUGACCUAGGAGGUGUCUAUGAACAAUGCCUGCUCUUUGGCUUAGAAAUGGAGAUGAGCACUAACCCCAGAGUCAAACACGACUGAAGGUAACGGUGCUCCAUGCAGUCAUGCUGGCCACAUGACCUAGGAGGUGUCUACGAACAACACUGGCUAUUAGGCUUAGAAAUAGAAUGAGCACCAACCCCCAGAGUCGGACACAACUGGACUUAACAUCAGGGGCAACCUUUACCUUUACUAAAGUGAAUCUAAGUUCUAGUGUGAUGAGGUCCUGGGAGAGAAGGGCCUCGCUCUCUUUCUCUGUCCCCAACUCCUUCACCUCACUCAAGUCCUGGUUGUUUUUAUUGGGUUGCUGUGAGUUUUCCGGGCUGUAUGGCCAUCUUUAAGAAGCAUAUAAAUCAAUAAUAAUAAAACUUUAUUGUAUACCGCCCCAGGGGGACUCAGGGCAGACUCCCAACAUACAAAAAGGCAAACAUUCAAUGCCUCUAUAAAAUGAAUCAAUGCUGACAUGACAUCCCAGAAAAAACCCAUAUAUGAAAAAACUGACAUCAAAUUAAGUUUAUUGAUGUUAGCUUUAAUUCAUUGAUAUUAGAACAGGCAUGGGCAAACAUGGGCCCUUCAGGUGUUUUGGACUCCAACUCCCAUACUUGUGGGAGUUGAGUCCAAAACACUUGGAGGGCCCAAGUUUCCCCAUGCCUGUGUUAGAGCAUUCUCUCCUGACGUUUCGCCCACAUCUAUGGUAAGCCUCCUCAGAGGUUGUGAGGUCUGUUGGAAACUAGGCAAGUGGGGUUUAUACAUGUGCAGGGUGGGAAUAAUGUCCAGAGUGGGAGAAAGAACUCUUGUCUGUUGGAGGCAUGUGGGAAUGUUGCAAUUUACAUUACUUCUCUGGUUGAGUUAGUCUGCAGUGCCUUUCAUGUUCUUAGAUUCGUGUCUGGGCAAUGCUGUGUUUGGGGAUCCCUAUGUAGACUUCUCCAUAGCUGCAUGGUAUACGGUAGACUCCUGCAGAGGUGAGAGGUCAGCUGUAGCAGAGCACUUGAUGCACCAACCUGGUCACAGCAUAUUAUUUGAGAACACAGAAAUACUGGGCCACUCUCACAACUAUCAUGUCAGACUACACAGAGAAGACAUUGAAAUCCACAAACAAGCUUGUGGGCAAUUUCCUUAGAAAGGAGGAAACCAUGAAAAUGAACAAAAUCCGGCUACCAGUAUUUUAAAAACUCUAAAAUCAGGACAGUAAAUAAAGAACAACACUCUGAAAACAAGGGAAUUCCAGACAGGAAACCAUCAGGGCCAGCUAACGCCUCCCAACAAAGGCUUCCCCCAGACAGGAAGCAGCCCAGCCUUGAAGUUGCAAGGUUAUUCAGUGCUAAUCAAGGUGAUUAAAUGCAACGUUCACUCUUGCUUUCACACUUGCCUCCAACACAGAAGACUUGUCCACAGUGCAUGGUAUAUGGUAGACUCCUGCAGUGGUGAGAGCGAGGCUUUGAAGCUGCAAGGCUUUUCAAUGCUAAUCAAGGUGGUCAGUUGCAACAUUCACACUUGCCUCCAACAGACAAUGAGUUCUUUCUCCCACCCUGGACCUUCCACAGAUAUAUAAACCCCACUUGCCUAGUUUCCAACAGACCUCACAACCUCAGAGGAUGCCUGCCAUAGAUGUGGACAAAAAGUCAGGAGAGAAUGCUUCAGGGACAUGGCCCUACAGCCCGGAAAACUCACAGCAACCCAGUGAUUCCGGCCAUGAGAGCCUUGGACAACACGUUGUUGUUAUUCUUCGCGCUGCCUACCUACCCCUCUCCAGCAGAAACUAUGAAGUGGUCUUGUAUGGAGGGGGAGGAAGGAGCGCAACAAGGGCGGCGUGCGCCCCCUCUCACGCGGGCGCCGUGAAGUGAAGCCACACAUUUCUUUUAUUUGUGGGUGGGGGUGCUGUCUGUCUUGAGUUGAGGAGGCAGAGCCUCCCUCUCGUGCUCCUUAUGCCUCUUUAAAUCCAACGGAGGUAGAGCGGUUGGGCUGGACUUCCUGAGCGGGAGUGAUAGGCAAAGGGAGCCAAUCGGGGCAAGGUCUGGCGCCGCGGGGGGAGGAGGAGGAGGAGGAGGCAGAGGCAUCGAGGGGCUCCCUCCCUCUCUCUGGGCGGGGAAGAGCCCAAUCCAGGCGCUUGAAACUUCGCCCAGCCACUCAGCGGACGCGGCUUGGGCUGGCUUUGAGCGAUAAAACAACAACAAAACCCCCUAAAGUUUCCUUGGCCUUUUAAGAGGCUUAGACGGGAGCGCAGCAAAGGGGAGGGAGCUAAUCUGCCAAUACGUCACGGAAGGAACUUCAGGAGACAGUGAAGAGGAAGUUGGAAGGAGCACGCUCACCUCUUAAUGGUGAACAGCAGAAUGGCGUCUGUGACAAUAGCUUCUCCCCCAUGAGCAAGAGGAUACGGAAAGAGGCACCUAGCAUCGAGAGAGUCAACAACUUGACCAACAAUUUGCCUUUGCCGUCUCUUUCUCCUCUUCACCAGCUUGACAUAAAGCCAUCGUUACCCUUGCAGAACAGUGGAACUCAUGCUGGUGGCCUAGAUGACAUGAAUAAAAAUGGCGGACUUCCAGAGAUUAAACUCCCAAUCAAUGGCUGUGCUGACCUAGAGGACAGUUUUAACAUCUUACACAACAGCAACAGCAAGGAGUUAAAGCAAGAGCCCUUGGAUGACCCUAGCUGCAUUGACAAUUCUGACACAUCACUUUCAAAUCAGAAUAAACUGUUUUCAGACAUUAAUCUGAAUGACCAAGAAUGGCAGGAAUUGAUAGAUGAGCUGGCAAACACUGUUCCAGAGGAUGAUAUACAAGAUUUGUUCAAUGAAGACUUUGAAGACAGAAAGGAACCUGAAUUUACCCGGCCGGCCAUUGAGAUUCAGGAGAGUGCAAGUGUUAAAAGUGACCCAUCUCACUCUCCAUUUGCCCAUGUACCCCUGGGGUCUCCACAGGUAAGGCCUUCCUCUUCAGGUCCUCCAUUUUCAAAUGUCCCUACAGCUUCUAGUUUACCAACUGUGUCGAGUGCACCCCCUGCUCCAGUUCCUGACAACUCACCAGCAAACUGUGUGGUUCAGUCACCUCAGACUCCCAACCAAGCCCAUACCCCAAACCAAACUCCAUCACGACCGGGAAACGGUUAUCUCAUGAAUCCAACAACAGUGACAACGACUGGCUCUGGGCCUGGCCAAGUGGCUGUGUCCAAUUCUGAUUUGUCUCCAGCUGAACAGCUUAAGCAGAUGGCAGCACAGCAGCAACAGCGAGCUAAACUCAUGCAGCAGAAACAGCAGCAGCAUCCAAAUCAACCAUCGAGUUGGUCUCCAGUUGGGCCUCCAACUAGUCCUUAUGGAGGGCCCUUCAGUACAGAAAAACCAAAUAGCCCAAUGAUGUAUGCCCAAGCCUUUAACAACCAAAAUCCUGUAGUGCCUCCAACAGCAAGCAACCCACAAAAGACUACAAUGAAUAACUACCUCCCUCAAAACCACAUGAAUAUGAUCAGCCAGCAGCCAAAUAACUUGGGUUCAAACUCUUUAAGCAAACAGACCAAUAUGCUUUCUUAUGGAAACACUAAACCUCUGACUCAUUACAAUGCUGACUUGAGUCAAAGAAUGACCCCACCAAUGGCCAAUCCCAGCAAAAAUCCCAUGAUGCCAUACAUGCAGCAACAGCAACCCCAACAGUCGCAGAUACAGGCUCAAAUGACACACUUGACUGAGGAGCAGAAACGCAUGCUGAUUAUGAAACAGAAAGGAAUGAUGAAUCAGCCAAUGGCUUAUGGCACACUUCCCUCCCUUGGCCAGGACCAACACCCGGUGGGAUUGUCUCGGCCCACAGCUCCCAUGCAGUCCGCUGUACCACCUGGCUCCAGUAAUGUGGGUACAAGCCCAAGCAACACCACUUUUAUGGGGAACCAGCCUCAAGCAGCCAUUAUGAAGCAGAUGCUGAUUGAGCAAAGGGCUCAGCUUCAUAUGAUGGAGCAGCAGAAACAGCAGUUCCUGCUAAGGGAGCAACGGCAGCAGCAGCAGCAAAUCUUAGCCGAACAGCAUUUGCAGCAGCAACAGCAGUCGCAUUUGCCUCGUCAGCAUCUCCAGCAACAGCAGCGAAACCCCUAUCCUGUGCAACAAGUCAAUCAGUUUCAAGGUUCUCCCCAGGAUAUAGCAGCAGUGAGAAACCAGGCAGCUCUUCAGAGCAUGAGGACAUCACGAAUGAUGCCCCAGAACACCAGCAUGAUGACAAUGGGGGCUUCCCAGAAUACUGGGGCCAUGUCUGCUGCAGCUGGUCAAUCUGAGAUGGGGAUGGCUCCCUACAGCAGCCCUGCAGCCAGCCAGCCAGGAAUGUACAAUAUGAACACAGGAAUGAGCCAAAUGUUGCAGCACCCAAACCAAAGUAGCAUGAGCCUGUCACAUAACCCAAAUCAGGGGCCAAGGCAGCCCAGCUCCGCACAAGGCGUAAGCAUGGUCAGUGGCUUUGGCCCUAACAUAUUGGUGAGCUCUGCCAUAUCUCAACAGCAUCAGCAGAUGAAAGGACCAGUGGGUCAGGUGCUGCCCAGACCACAAGCUCCCAGACUUCAAAACAUGAUGGGUCCCGUCCCACAAGGAGCACAGAACUGGCAGGCACGAGGGUUACAAGGUAUGCCUGGGCGGACUAGCAGUGACAUUGGACCUUUCAAUAAUGGUGCUGCUUAUCCAAUGCAAACAGGUCAGCCAAGGCUUCCUAAGCAACAUUUUCCACAAGGCAUUAGCCAAUCUGUCAUGGACACAAGUGGGACAGUUCGGACCCUUAACCCAGCAAUAGGAAGGCAAAUGUUGCAACAGCUCCCUGGACAACAAGGAACCAACAGCUCAACUAGAUCAAUGGUUAUGCCUACAAUAAAUCAGGCAGUUCCCACUUUGACUGGCUUUAACCAACCCCCUGCACAACAUAUAGCAGGAGGAAACUUCACCCAGAGCAGCCAAGGUCAGAUAUAUGAAAGGAAUCCCACUCAGGACAUCUCUUAUGGUUAUAGCAAUGAGGGAACUGGAGGUUCUUUUCCAAAUUUAGCAGAGAGUACAGACCUUGUAGAUUCCAUCAUUAAAGGUGGACCAGGUGAUGAGUGGAUGCAAGAACUUGAUGAAUUGUUUGGAAAUCCAUAGCACAUGGGAUUGUGUAUACAGUUCCAAAGCUUUGUGGGGUCAAUAAAGGAAAGCAGAAUGUUGCCAGUCCUUAUCUCUUCACUUUGGUUUUCAAGUUUUGCAAAGCAAGCUGAUAUCUGGCUGUUUGAAGGAGACAUGGAUGGACUUGAAGACAUGAGUAAGAAGGCCUUGCCAGCAUCUCCUUGGUAAUUUCUAUGCCAUAGCAUUCGUGCUGCAGGUGGGAAUGAGAAAAACAAUAGGAGGCUGCUAGUCUUCAUGUGGCAAAGCAGUGGUUGUCUCUCAACAGUGCACUUUCCUACUCAGCUCUGCUGGAAUUGCUGUAGCUUUGAGGACACAGAAGAGGCACCUGAGUCCUGAGUCAAAACAGGAGAGGUGUAAGGUGAUUGUACAAGCCACGCAGGUCAGAACAGGUGCUAAACUCUGGGUUUACGCAAACAACCAAGUUUCUUCAUGUACCUAUGUGUCUAAUAGGAAGUCAAGCCAAGGUUGCUUGAACAUGGUGAUGACUGGACACAGCCACAGCUGAAUGGAGCCAUUUACUGGGCUAUCAGACCGCCUUUACAUGCAGAAAGAAAAAGUCCUGUCUGGGUAGUUUGCCUUUCACUUGUUGUCCAUUUCUUCUAUAACUAAGUGGUUUUUCAUUUAGUUUGUCUUUAAGUGUGAAAAAAAGAAGCAGAGCUCUAGAGCAGGCCAGUGCAGUGCUUGUAUUGGUCACUGAAGUGGCUGCCACCAAAGACAGGGAUGCAAGAACAACCAGACAUUGAAAAGGAGAUAUAUAUGCUCAAGUACAUGAUAGUGUUCGUGUCUAGCUUGUGUUUUCCCUGGGAGCACAAGAUGAAUGGGUGUUACUUGUAUGGAGUUGGGCUACCCAUGUGAUGUUCCAAGCACUCUCUGUUCCGCUGAAUUUUAGGAACUCAAGAAGGAACUGGUCUAAAGAUCACACAGGAAAGGGCCAAUAACUACAAUGAACAUGUAUAUGUAUAUUACCUAGGCAUCAGUGUUGACACGUCAACAUUCAGCAAGUUGGAAGCAUGUUUAUGCUUGACAUAUUUCAGAAAUAUUUCAUCUUUUCCCUUCUUUGUACAUGACAGUACCAAGCUCUUUCUAUAACACCUAUACUAGUCAUUGAGAAAAUAAAGUAAGGAAGAAAAGAUCUUCCACUGCAGUAACUUUUGAUAGUAGUGGCACAUAGUAUUGCAAUUGAGCUCCCCAGAGGUAAUUUUCAAAUAGAACUUUAUGUGCCACUAUUUUGUAGGGCUAGAUCUGAAAUGCAAUGCUUUAUUUAGCCCCAUAAGGGUUUUAAGAGUGGAGCUGAUGAGAAAUGAAUAUCCCUGUAUACAGGGAUACAGGCUUGGAAUUAAAGGGAUCCACUUCCAUGAUUCUGCCUGGACCUGAUUAUACGUUACAUGCAACCAUGUAAUUAAACACCAGUGAUACUGUUUUUCCACUAAGCAAAUUCAAAGAUCAUUGAGUGAAAAAAAGCAAUACUUUACAGUUCUUGUUCUGUAUCACCCUCCAGUUGCUUUCCAGCCCAUGCGAGGUCUCAAAAGCAAACACAACUCCAUGGGAAGAAAGGGUGUUUCUGAAGAGGAGACGGGAUUGAUCACUAUCAUAUCUGACCACACUUCACUUAAAAUACCUCAUCCAGAAGAUGUUUUUAUUUGAAAAGAGUGAAAAGAAAAGAAUCAGGAUUCAAUUACACAUGUUUAUACGUAAUAUAUAGUCAGGCCUUCAAGCGUUAAACUCCUCCAUAGUCAUUGAACAUGUGUGCCACUGAAAUUGAUGGGUGACAUGUUGUUGAUUCUCAUGCGAGUUAGAUAUAGUGGGAUGGAACAUCAUCAAAUGCAGUUUCAGCCUGUGCCAAAAUGAGGAUUGACAAAAGUACUUUCAGACUGGUGAACUUGAAUUGUGGUGAAGCAGUUCUUGGCUGAUAAAACCUUUGCCAUGCACCCAGUAUGUCAUGUGCCAAAGUCAAUCCUCAUUUUAGCAUCAAUUGGGAGUAGUGCCCUGAAAAUCCAAAUAAGAUUUUAGUCAACAAAUAUCCUGAGCAGAAAGAGUUGGGAGAACAAAGAACAAAUGGGUCUUGGAGUGUUGUAGAGUCAAGUAAAGAUGAGAGAGAGUGACCAUUUCCUUCAGCAUACCAAUGUAGAAACCAAGUGUCUGUGUUCAUUGCUUCUCUCAGCCUCAGACAGAAUUCCACUUUUGUGGAAAGGGUAACAAUAGAAAGACGGACAGUGCAAGCCUGUUUGUUUAUUCAGAAGUAAGUCCUACUGUAUUCCAUGGGGCUUGCUCCCAGGUAAUUGUGCACUGAAUUGUGAUAUUAUGAUUGUAAUAUCAGGGCUCUGAACUGCACAAAAUCUAAUGAGUAAUAAAACUUAUCAUUCACUUUUGUCAUAAAAGUACAAGAAUUUCUGUUUCUUCUUCUGAUGAGGCCUCUAAAUCCAUCAUAUUUGUAAAGCUUCCUUUAAAUAUUUUAAAAUGGGACCAAGUAAUAAAAACAUUUAAUAUCUUGGGCUUUUUGUUUUGUUUUGUUUUUACUAUGGUGCUGAUGUAUAUGACAUGUGUAAAAAGAAGAAUUAUUUGUAAAUAUGUUUUUACAAUCCUGCAGAUAUCACUGGGUCUAAUCUGUAAAAUAUAUAUACAUAUAAAUAAAUAUAAUUAUAUAAAUAUAUAUAUAAAUAAAUAUAUAUAUAUAAUGUUUGUUUAAAAUAGAGUAUUUUUAUUUCAUUCUUUAACUCAUCCUCACUGCAGUGGUAUUGCACUUCAGAUGUCUAACUACUAAUUUGUACUGUAUCUUUGCCAGCAACUUGCUCCAUUUUAUUCAGAAUUUUCUAGUUUACUGUUUUUUACUUUGUACAUUGGACAUUGUUUAUUUCCUUUUGAGAACUGUACAGAGUGCUGGAAAAAUGUAGAAACUGACUAAUAACAUACCAAUUUUAAAAUAAAAAAUAAAAUAAGAGAUGGUUAUCUGA
This is a messenger RNA of Anolis carolinensis (green anole), 8646 nucleotides long. RefSeq names its product mastermind like transcriptional coactivator 3 (gene maml3). Bases 2939 to 5674 code for a protein of 911 amino acids. Gene Ontology annotation, molecular function: transcription coactivator activity. The transcript is spliced from 5 exons. Gene Ontology annotation, cellular component: nucleoplasm; nuclear speck. The record is from RefSeq and is a predicted model, not a curated record. Gene Ontology annotation, biological process: Notch signaling pathway; positive regulation of transcription of Notch receptor target. NCBI's taxonomy places the organism in Eukaryota, Metazoa, Chordata, Lepidosauria, Squamata, Anolidae.